Messenger RNA from Propithecus coquereli (Coquerel's sifaka), 867 nucleotides. RefSeq names its product zinc finger, GATA-like protein 1 (gene ZGLP1). The transcript is spliced from 5 exons. Gene Ontology annotation, biological process: regulation of transcription by RNA polymerase II; spermatogenesis; oocyte development. The coding region runs from base 1 to 867 and encodes 288 amino acids. Gene Ontology annotation, cellular component: nucleus. The record is from RefSeq and is a predicted model, not a curated record. Gene Ontology annotation, molecular function: sequence-specific DNA binding; zinc ion binding. NCBI's taxonomy places the organism in Eukaryota, Metazoa, Chordata, Mammalia, Primates, Indriidae.
AUGGAAGCUGAGCCAGCCCCAGACUGCUCCGACUGCCUGAUGCCACCAGAGCUACUGGCGCCGCCCUGUCUGGACCCGAAGCCGCCCCCGGGAUCCCCCACCCAGCGGGAGCCGAGGACCCCAGGAUGCUGCAGACUCAGUGGGAGGAGUCACUCAGGGAACUGGGUGACCCCCCUCCCCCUUGUCCCCAGGUCCCUCUGGCCUGCAUGCCAGGACUUGGUCUCCGCCCUGCGCUUCCUCCGAGUGACAGCAGAGGAGCUGGCCCAGCCCCCUGCCCACAACACCCAGGCCCCGGGACCCUGCUGGGAGCUGAUGUCUCUGGGGACUCUGGGCCCCCUACCUCUGGACAUGGAUUCCAAGACUAUGCAGACCCACAUUGGCAAGAAAUGCCACAGCCUGGACCCUAAAGGGACUCCCCCAGCCCCACCCCAGAGAAGGCCUCGGAAGCAGCCGAACCCCCACCGGGGCGCCGAGAAAGUGGACCCUGGGUUCCAGGGGGUGACUCUGAAGUUUCAGAUAAAGCCAGAUUCCAGCCUGCAGAUCGUCCCCACAUACAGCUUGGCCUGUAACACCCGCUCUCAGGGGCUCCCUGCAUGCCCUGCCGGGGGUCCGGAGGUCCACCCUGCAGGCAACGAGGCGCUGGGGCCCCGGCGCUGUGCCUCCUGCAGGACCCAGACGACUCCACUCUGGAGAGAUGCUGAAGAUGGGACCCCUCUCUGCAAUGCCUGCGGUAUCAGGUACAAGAAAUACGGCAUCCGCUGCUCUGGCUGUUGGCUGGUACCCAGAAAGAGCAUCCAGCCCGGGAGGUUGUGCGGCAGAUGCGGAGUGGCCCUGGACCCCCACCACAGCCCGGCUCAGGCAGAUUAA